GCUCUUUAACUCUUGGUGAUGUUGACAAAACCAAAAUCGAUGGUAAAAUUACUUUCAACAAGUUAGUUAACAAUAUAGGUUUUUGGACAAUUGGUUUGGACGAUGCUUCUGUUAAUAAAAAAGCUCUUAACCUUGGGAAAAGAAAUGCUAUAAUAGAUACUGGAACUACUCUUGCAAUUAUACCACCAAAUGAUGCUGAAAAGAUUCAUAAUAAGAUUCCAGGUGCCGUUGUAGUUCAAAAUCAAUUUUGUGUGCCCUGUAAUACAACUGCUAGUGUAGCAUUUACCUUUGGUGGUGUUAGCUAUAGUAUUGAUUCAAGAGAUAUAACAUUUCAACCUAUUGGUCAAGAUAAUCUCUGUGUUUCUGGAAUUGCUGGUGGAAAUAUUGCUGGAAAUGAUACUUGGCUUGUUGGAGAUACGUUCUUAAAAAAUGUUUACUCAGUAUUCAACAUAGUAGAUCUUACUGUUGGAUUUGCCAAUUUAAAAAAAUAA
Molecule: messenger RNA, 491 nt
Organism: Cetraspora pellucida
Lineage: Eukaryota; Fungi; Glomeromycota; Glomeromycetes; Diversisporales; Gigasporaceae
Source: the annotation of a GenBank genome assembly